Messenger RNA from Olea europaea var. sylvestris, 2889 nucleotides. RefSeq names its product carbon catabolite repressor protein 4 homolog 1-like. Gene Ontology annotation, cellular component: cytoplasm; CCR4-NOT complex; nucleus. The transcript is spliced from 12 exons. NCBI's taxonomy places the organism in Eukaryota, Viridiplantae, Streptophyta, Magnoliopsida, Lamiales, Oleaceae. Gene Ontology annotation, molecular function: poly(A)-specific ribonuclease activity. The record is from RefSeq and is a predicted model, not a curated record. Gene Ontology annotation, biological process: nuclear-transcribed mRNA poly(A) tail shortening. The coding region runs from base 479 to 2299 and encodes 606 amino acids.
CCUAUUAAAAUGUUGAGCCGACUGCCACCCAUUCUCUCUCUCUGUGGCUUUGAAAAACCCUAAUUCACCAAUCAAUCGAUCCCUCCACUUUCUCUUUCUAAAAUCUUCACACUCUCUCUACAACUACAUGCAACCAUAUAUGUAUCCCCAUCGAUCCGUCAAUUCCCUUUAAAUUACCAUUUUUUCACAUUUUGAUUUCCCCUCCUUUCCAUUCUCCUAAUCUAUCUCGAUCUUCAAAAUUUUCCCUUUUGAUUAAUUUCAUUCCUGAAGUUCUUAAUUUUAUUGGGGUUUUAUUUAAACAGGAAGAGCACAAGGCUGGCGAUUGGCGCCGGAAUCAGGUGAUGGCGGAUCUGCUACGUGUCCGCCAACAAUUGGUGCUCCAAUCGUCGAUUUUUGCUUUCCUAGGUCUAGGAUUAAAGUUUGGAACUAACGUAGGAGUAGAGUGGAGAACAUUGAAUUCGCUAGAGCUUUCUGGAAAAUGCUGACUGUGCUGCGGGUUCAUCUUCCGUCCGACAUUCCUAUUGUUGGGUGUGAGCUGACACCGUACGUUCUGCUGAGACGCCCGGACAAGAAUUCCGUUACUACUGAUGAUGUUACCGAGUCCAAUCCCGUGGACGGCCACUUCUUGAGAUAUAAAUGGUACCGUAUACAAAGUGAUAAAAAAGUUGCAGUCUGUAGUGUCCACCCAUCUGAGCAAGCUACAUUACAGUGCCUUGGAUGUUUGAAGGCCAAAAUACCUGUUGCUAAGAGUUACCAUUGUUCUCCUAAAUGUUUUUCAGAUGCAUGGCAACAUCAUCGUGUUUUACAUGAGCGUGCUGCUAGUUCUGGAAAUGAAAAUGGAAAUGAGGAAGAAGAAGUUUUUGGACGUUUCAACAGUACAGGUAGUACAGGAUCCAGCAUGGUAAAUAUGAGCUUGUCUGGGUCUCAAUCAAGCUCCAGCUUGACAAAUGGUGCCACACCUCUGUAUCCUCCAACAGUUGCUCACAGGAAUGGUGGUGAAACAUGGUUUGAAGUUGGCCAUUCCAAGACAUACACACCAACAGCUGAUGAUAUCGGACAUGUCCUUAAGUUUGAGUGUGCCAUCGUAGAUGCAGAAACAAAAUCAUCUGUGGCACAUUCUAAUUCCAUAUUAACGUCCCGUGUAAUUCCAGCUCCAUCUCCCAGUCCCCGUCGCUUGAUUUCAGUGAGUGGUGCUGAUGUUCCUGGGCAUUUAGAUUUGGAUGGCCGCAUUUUAUCUGCAGGGACUUUUACUGUGCUCUCAUACAACGUUUUAUCUGAUGCAUAUGCUACUAGUGAAUUAUACAGCUAUUGCCCCUCUUGGGCACUUUCUUGGCCUUACCGCAGGCAAAAUCUGUUACGAGAAAUAGUUGGCUACCGUGCUGAUAUUGUUUGUCUUCAAGAGGUUCAAAGUGAUCAUUUUGAAGAAUUUUUUGCACCUGAGCUGGAUAAAUAUGGCUAUCAAGCCUUGUUUAAAAGGAAAACAGCCGAGGUUUUCAGUGGAAAUAUCAACACUAUCGAUGGUUGUGCUACUUUCUUCCGCCGAGAUAGAUUUUCACAUGUCAAGAAAUAUGAGGUUGAAUUCAACAAAGCUGCACAAUCUCUGACUGAUGCUGUGGUUCCAACUGCUCAGAAGAAAACCGCCUUAAAUCGAUUGGUCAAGGAUAAUGUUGCACUAAUUGUAGUGCUAGAAGCCAAGUUCAGUAAUCACGGUGUCGAUAAUCUGGGGAAGAGGCAGCUUGUUUGUGUGGCUAACACGCAUGUUAAUGUGCAUCAAGAUUUGAAAGAUGUCAAGCUUUGGCAGGUUCACACACUCUUGAAAGGAUUGGAAAAGAUUGCUGCAAGUGCAGAUAUCCCAAUGUUGGUGUGUGGAGAUUUCAACUCAGUUCCUGGAAGUGCUCCGCAUGCCCUCCUUGCCAUGGGGAAAGUUGAUCAGAUGCAUCCAGAUUUAGCAGUAGACCCACUUCAAAUUCUUCGGCCUGUUAGCAAACUGACACAUCAGCUGCCACUGGUAAGUGCAUACUCAUCUUUUGCAAGAGUUGGAGUUGGUCUUGGUCUAGAGCAGAGAAGGAAAAUGGAUCCUGGGACAAAUGAACCCCUAUUUACGAACUGCACCAGAGAUUUUAUUAGUACUCAUGAUUACAUAUUUUAUUCAGCGGACUCCUUAACUGUGGAAUCACUGUUGGAGCUUUUGGAUGAGGAUAGCUUGCGAAAAGAUACAGCUCUUCCUUCUCCAGAGUGGUCAUCAGAUCAUAUAGCGCUCUUAGCUGAAUUCCGCUGCAAACCUAGAAAUAGACGGUGACACUGGGUCUGGCCUGAAGAAGAAUUUUAAAAACAGUUGCUGAAACUAUUCAAGCAUAAAGAAAAUUGAUUGUAAGAAUGUCGAAUCAUUCUUCCCUGUUCAUUUUCUAGGUGUAUCCCUAGUGGAUCUUUAGAUUUUACUCCUCUGUAUCAUGCCACCUUUGUCUCAUAGAAAAACUUACGGUGAUAUCUAUUGAAUUUCGACCCUUUUUUUACCGUGAAAAGAAAUAUAAUAUAGUGAAGGCAAGGCAUUUUAUAUGCUAGAAAUACGAAUUUUCCCUGCUUCGUCAGCAUGGUUCUGGUGCCAUACCAAGUGAGUAAACCUCAAAGUGCAUACAGAAUUGUCUUCCAGAACAGUUGAAUACCUGUGUGGGGCGAGACUCAGAAUGCAACUUGAAAGUUCGUCACUGAAUCACAGAAGUUUAAGGACACAGAAUUUUUACUGUAGCUUCUCUUGAAAAUUCUUGUCCUUGAGAAACAUCAGAAUUGAUGAAUUCAAUUACAGAAAUUGGCUUUCAUGGACUUGUACUCUGUGACAAAGUGGAAGUACAAGCACAUGAAUAGAAUAAUACCGAAUAGCUUAGCUAUGAA